Molecule: messenger RNA, 880 nt
Organism: Saccostrea echinata
Lineage: Eukaryota; Metazoa; Mollusca; Bivalvia; Ostreida; Ostreidae
Exons: 8
Coding region: 89-856 (255 amino acids)
Molecular function (GO): DNA-binding transcription factor activity
Source: RefSeq, a predicted model, not a curated record
AGAGAUUGAUAAAUCCCAUAUCAGAUUUGUGGACACACAGGAAAAUGCUGAACCCCAUAUAGAAUAUGAUGCUAUCCCUUUCAUUAUUAUGGGCAAAAAAAUCUUGGAAUGUCACCAGGGAUAUGACAGAGACAAACGAAACAACCAAAAGAAACAAAGCAAAGCAAGAGAAGAUUCUGACCACACAUAUAGAAGAAAGCGUAGAUUGGUGCAGAACAGCAAAAAGAAAGCUUGUCCUGUUCGAAUAAAGAUUCGUCAUGUUGUGAAGUUUUCAAGCUAUUUGACUGAACAGUCCAUGAAACUGGUUAACACUUUGUGCGAAUGGCCAAGGAUGGAUCUUCCCAUAAACAAGGGAACAGGAAACAUACAAGGCUACAAUAUAGCAACUCUGUUUGCAAAAGACAUCAAAACAAAGCUGAAGGAAAUAUUGGAAUUAGAAGAGGGUGAUAAGAGGUGUUAUGAACCACACUGGAGACAUCUGCGAUGGAUUGACAGGAAUGACUUGACUGACCAUAAUGUGAUGAAUAACUCUGUGAAAGGAAUGGAAGAAAGAAAUAAACUUUUUCAUAAAGAGAGAUGGGCUGAAAUGAGUGUUCUUGUUUUAGAAGAAUUUGGCUUGUUUAAACCAAAAACAAUCAUUGGUCUCUUCAGUCCUCCAGGACAUUACCUUAGUUUGAAAAACUGCAAUAAUGGAAAGCUUAUGGCAACACUGGAAGAUGAGACAGGACAGAGAUUGAAUGAAGGAGUUAGAUACUUUAAGGAUGUAUUGCUUGUAGAAGCAAGAAUCAUUAUCGCUUCUGUUGUCAAGAACAUAACAUAUAGAGAAGCUGAAGAACUUCUCUAUCCAUUGAAAUAACAAAUUUAUGUUCCGGUUGAUUGA